AGUCAAAGCAUCGCAAUCUCUUCCGUUAAUGCUUUUGGUGAAAUGGGUUUCGGUGCGAUUAGAUCGAUUCUCCGACCACUGUCGAGAACCCUAGCUUCGCGUGUCGUCUCUAGCCGCUCCUCUACGCCUGCGAUUCCGGCUGCGAGACACGAGGUAUGGUCCUCCUUCUCCGGUGGAUCGAGGUUGCCAUGGAUUCCGAUGGCAAAUCAUUUUCAUAGCUUGAGCUUAACCGAUACUCGGCUCCCGAAGAGACGGCCCAUGAGUCAUCCCAAGAAGAAAAGAUUCAAACUUAAACCUCCAGGGCCUUAUGCAUAUGUUCAGUAUACACCUGGCGAGCCAAUUGCUUCAAACAAUCCCAGCAAGGGUAGUGUCAAAAGAAGGAAUGCUAAGAAGCGCAUAGGGCAGCGCCGUGCUUUCAUACUGUCUGAGAAGAAGAAGAGACAAGCGCUGGUGCAAGAGGCGAAGAGGAAGAAGAGAAUCAAGGAAGUGGAACGCAAGAUGGCUAAAGUCGCAAGGGAGCGAGCUUGGGAAGAAAGGCUGGCUGAGCUUCAGCGACUCGAAGAAGAGAAGAAGAAGUCAAUGUCUUCUUGAAUUGCUUUUUUUCAUUCAUCCAAAAAAAAACAUAGAAUAAAUCUCUUUUCUUUUGAAUUAGGUUUUGCUCCUACCUUCUUUGUUGUGUUGCCGAGAUUCACUCACUCUUGUCUGUCCCUCUACUGUUUCGUAAGAACCGAGAGUUACUUGACGUUUCUUGUCUUUUAUAAUCUCAGUCAUGUGUUUCUUCUUUC
This is a messenger RNA of Raphanus sativus (radish), 785 nucleotides long. RefSeq lists its product as uncharacterized. Gene Ontology annotation, cellular component: mitochondrion. The record is from RefSeq and is a predicted model, not a curated record. The transcript is spliced from 3 exons. NCBI's taxonomy places the organism in Eukaryota, Viridiplantae, Streptophyta, Magnoliopsida, Brassicales, Brassicaceae. Bases 43 to 591 code for a protein of 182 amino acids.